CUCACCCCCGCUCUGCUGGAGCGCAUGAGAAACAACUUCAUGAUCAUCGAGGUCUGGGACAAGAAGACGGCGGCGCAAAACGACGUCCUUGUGGGAAUGGUGAAGCUGCCGCUCCACAGCCUGUACAUGUCGUUCCGAGACAAGCGCAUCACCCAGGCCCUGCUGAAGUCGCGCUAUCCAGUGGUGUCUGUGGACGGCUACAUGCCCAUAGUGGACCCCUUCACGGGGGUACAGUAUGGGGAACUGAAGGUCCUGCUGGCAAUGGGAGCAGUACAACAGGUGACAGAACUACAGAGAGUUAAACUGGACAGGGAUGAUGUGAUCUUACCUGACAGACCUCAACACUAUCUACACCACAGGUCAGAACACGGUCCCAUCUCUGGUUCCUCAGAACCAGUAGUACCACCUGACCAGACGGAGCACGUGUUUGAGGUGGUGGUGGAGGGGGUACGCGGUCUGUCCCAGUUUGAGACAGCCGUGUGGGGAGAGGCCGACUGCUUCGUGCAGUAUCACUUCCCAGCCCAGCAACAAACCGUCCAGGGUGGAGGGCCUGCUGUUAGACAUGCCAUGAUCAGCCUGAAGCCCCACAGAACGGUGACCACCCUGUGCGUGCCUGACCCGACGCUCCACCACACCAGCAGGCACCGCCUGCAGCUGCCCCAGGGCACCCCCGUCCAGCGGGAACUGCUCACUGCCUGUGCGGGGGUGGGAGGGGGUGCUGGAGGGAUUCCUUUUGAAGUGUGGUGCAGAUACUACUAUCCAAACAUCAGGGACCAGAUUAUUGCAAAGGCCACCCUCCCCCUGGCUAAGCUAUGUGGUAUGGUCACCAUGCACAAGCGAGGGGAGACCAGCGUCCAGACAUACGCCCUCCCUCUCACGGCUGUACCCAGCGACGACCAGCCUCACACAGCAGAACAGCUGGCCAAGCUACAGGACAGCGGCCUCCUGGACGUCAGCUUGAACUACAGAACGGCAGCUGUCCAUGUGGACAGCACAGUAGGACAGCACGACGGUCUGCUGUCCAGCCCACAGGUUUGCCUGAGUGUUGGGUUGUUGAGAGCAGCAGGGUUGAAGGCAGCUGCGCUGUCUCUGAGCCAACAGUACGCUGACAUGGAGUACCCAGCUGAAGUAGGGGUGAACGUGUACUGUAAAGUCACAGUGUCCUUCCUGUCACAAGAGGACCAGCGUGUGACGAGAACAGUAGCGCGCACGUUUGCCCCAGAGUUCCAGUAUCACCUGGACUUCCCCUGCCCCCUGGUGUGGACGGACCCCCAGGGGCUGAGGGACGGGGCGUGUCUGGCCGAGCUGCUGGAGACAGGAGAGGUCAUGCUGCAGUUCUGGCACCAGAUGCCAGGGGGCAGAUCAGACUUGGAGGGCCAGUAUGUCGAUGUUGGACCUAAGGAGUCACAUGUGGUUGGCAGACGGCUGUUCCACAGUACAGGGGACGUUCUACUGGGGACCACAACCCUGCCACUGGCAGCCCUACUGACCAACAGGACAGGAUUACAUGGGUGGUAUCCCAUCACCCGUCCUCCCCUUGGCUGGGAAAGAGGUGAGGAUAACAAGCACGGCAGUCUCGAAGACCCAUCCGACCAAUCAGACGGCUUACAGCGCGUGGUGGGCGGAGCCGAGCUGUCCAUCAAGUUUGCCCAUGCUGAUGACAGGGAGAGAGUGGUGCAUGCUGGGAGGACCAUGGGUUGGUGCCCAGAGGAUGAUGGGGAGGACCUGUGGAUGGAUGAUGACUCGUCCAUGACGAAGACAUGUGAGUUGUGUGUGUCUGUGUCGGAUGUCUGGUUCCCCCUACACUGUGCCCUCCUGCCUGGUCAGGACACGCUGGACAAGUCUGCUCGCUGUUACAUACGCUACAAGUUCUACCACAAAGCACCAUGCUGUUCCAAGUCACAUGAGCUGGAGUUGACAGCAGCUGACUACCUGAGCUGUCAGACAAGGUACAGCAGGAGGAUGGUGUGUCAGCUCACACAGCCACUACAUUGGUAUUUUCGUGAAGAGAGGCUUGAGGUGCAAGUGUGGGUGGCCUUUUCUUCUGGUAAGGAGGCACGGAGGCCGCGGAACAGGGACCGACUUGUUGGCUCAGCUUACAUCAACCUCUCACCACUGGCCGGUGCACAGAGAAGAGCUCAGAGGAUCAGUGGGCAGUACCCUCUGUAUAAACCUGGAGUCAGUAACCUGGGCGGUGCUUGUCUCAGGGCACAUGUGGAGAUGAAGGUAACAGGAGACCACGAUGAGGAUGGCAGCGAGUUGUCAGAGGAAAUAGAGGAGGAAUUGUCUGAUGAAAAUGUGGACUACAGACGGAGCCAUGUCAGCAAAGAUAGCAGAACAGACAAGGACAGAGAAGACCACGUACCUAUCCCAGAAGACACCAUUCCUGUCCAUGUGGGUGUGGAGAGAGCCGUACACCUCUCCUCUGUUCCUGGAGGACCCAGCGUCAUCCCAGCCUACUACGUGUCAUUCCAGCCUCUACAGCAAGGUGGCGCUGUCACCACCCAUGUGUCAGAAGGGAGGAACCCCCUGUGGAACUUUGACGGUGACGUGUACCUUGGCAGGUUUCUCCUGGGUCCUGACCACAACCUGGUGUUUAAAGUGUGGCAGAAAACCUCGGACAAGGAAGGGCCUGAUGUGACACUGGACCGAGUGGUUGGCUUUGCCUCCGUGGACCUGUCUACCUUGUCAGCUGGUCUGCACUACAUCUCAGGCUGGUACAACAUCAUGGACUUCAACGGGCACUGUCACGGACAGAUCAAGGUGAGUGUAAUGCCCAAGGAGAGAGUUUCUCCCAGUCGACAGAGACCCAGCAUGUUCCCUCCGCUGCCGUCUGGUCUCCAUGGUUACACCACGACUGCCGCCUAUCCCAUGUUCCCCAGCCACAUCGCCAGGUACCCAGAACAAGCAGUGAAACUCCACAGUCCAAGUAGACCAAAGCACUUUGCUGAGCACUAUCUAAAUGUGAGGCAGUAUCACAAAAGUCUACAAGAACAGCAACAGGAGACUGGGUUCUUACCACAACAGACAGAAGACAAACAUGAUAAAGGAAAGGACCAGGAGGCACAGUUCCUAGACAGCAAGGAAACAUCCAGGUCAUUGUUACUGCAGAAUCUAAGGAAGAACAUGGAAGAACUAGACCAGCUGAAGGGAAGAAUGCAAAAACUUCUAACAGGCAAAGGCACCGAGACCCCAGACACUACCAAAGCUCAGGAGGUUGUCGGACUGCAAAGAACGGUUCAUGCUGGACUGGAGAGAGAUGGUGACACAGACAACGGGUCUCAUCUCAGGAGGACGUAUGACUUAAGUGACAGUGUCGCACCUGUAGUGCAGGAAGGUUCAACUAAGACAGACAGCACAUCGCAUGACCACAAUGGUGAUGAUGAUGAUGUUCUCUCUGAUACAGUCCACAAGGCUGUUGGUGGCUUGUUUGGGACUGAUCCUUUAGAGAGGACAUCGCAAGAAGCUCAAAACCAAGACCAAGAGCAGCUUGAAGACCAACUACCAGGCCUUUAUGGUUCAGAAACAAGUCUUUCACAUCCACAGCACUCCCUUCAACCUUCCCAUGAUGCAAUGCUAUCCCAUGAUGCACAGUUGAUAGGUCAGGAUUUUAACCUACCAAAGGUCUCAGGUCAUAGGUCACAGGAAGGUCAGCAGCAGGCAGGGGAAAGGUCAUCCAACUCAGAGGACGAUUCCAUCAAGUGGGAAGACAGCGUCCAGUUCAGUGAUGCGGAUGAGGAAGAUGUUGUACCAGUCAGGGCACUGAAUGACGUUUCUUCAGCACACUUUGCAAACUGGUCACCAGAGGCGAUAACCGGUACACAGGAACAAGAGAUAGCACCCACAGACACACUCGCAGAUGAGGAUAAAACUUCUGCAGAUAUUCCUCUUCCGUUAAAGGAUUUUCCGUCUUCCUUCGGCACCAAAGGUGAAGAAGGACCAGUUUUCUCUACUAGUACUACUGAUUCACCCAGAGAAAUGCCUGCUCUAGAAAAGGAUCGUCUUCUUGACGACAUCUUUGAGACCACACCUGGAGACCACGCAGCAGACAGGUCUGAUGAAGACUCAGGUCGAUCCCACAAGGGUUCUCCACUUGGAAAAACAAGUGAGCCUGAAGAAGAACAGAACAAGCUUGAAGGACAAGCGUUCUCCAUGUUUGACCGUGAGCAUAGCCGGGAAAGGACAAAGUCAAUGUCAUCUGAAGGUUCUAGGUCACUACCUUCCCCCAUUCCUUACACACCGGAUGAUACAGACUUGGUAGAUCAUGCACAUGUACAGCAAACCAGAGAAACGACAGAUUCGGUUGACAGUGAUGGGAGUAGAACCAGUGUCCCUCGGUUUGCAGAGGGCAGGAUAGAGGAGGGCCUGGAGAGGAGGGGAGGGGAGAGUGACAAGGAGAAUGAAGAAUCAGCUGAAGAGACUGACAGAAAACAACCCAGCUUGUAUCCUUCUCAAGAUAUUCUAUUUCUAAGUAAAAUUACCAUAUAUACUUAGCACAUUAUACAACUGUCAAUGUCUUGAAAAUCAAAACAAGCUUUUAAAGACCAUGACACCAAAAUACAAUAUUUUCUAUAAACUUUAACUGAAACAAGACAAAAAAACACAGGGGAAAAUGGGGAAAGCUAAUAGGUCUACUUUCAUCUCCUUGAAGAAAUUAUAAAUAAAUUGUAAUUGGGGUUGACUUUUUUUUAUACUUUGUAACACUCUGUUAUAUCAUCUAUAUUGUU
Branchiostoma belcheri (Belcher's lancelet) is the source of this 4727-nucleotide messenger RNA. RefSeq names its product C2 domain-containing protein 3-like. The coding region runs from base 25 to 4494 and encodes 1489 amino acids. The transcript has 19 exons. The record is from RefSeq and is a predicted model, not a curated record. Gene Ontology annotation, biological process: centriole elongation; cilium assembly. NCBI's taxonomy places the organism in Eukaryota, Metazoa, Chordata, Leptocardii, Amphioxiformes, Branchiostomatidae. Gene Ontology annotation, cellular component: centriolar satellite; centriole.